UACUUCUUGCUUUUUCAAAGUUCUCUUUAUUAGAUGAAAUUUUUGAUAUGGUAGUUAAACGAUGCCCUAACUGCGAUCAAACGGUAAGCAACAAGUGAUAAUUAUUGUAAUGUAAAGGAGAAACUUAGGAAUUAAGCUUAUUGAAGCUUUAAAAUAAGUGCGGCCAGUAAUAAAUUUAAUAGAUUGAAGUUUAUCAAUUUGUGAUUUGUCUAGAUUUCGAUUUCGAUAGUUACUAUCUAUCAAGUUGCAUUUACUUUAUAGAACUUAAGAGCUCCUUAUUCAAUUGUUAUAGUUUUCUUUAAAUAUUCAGCAUUAAAAAAGAGCUUUGGCUGCAAAAGCUUCAGUUUAAGCUCGUAUUUCAUGAUAUUUAAUCACCGCUACGUCAAUAAUUCAACCACGAUUUCUUUCCCAUGAGAAAAGACUAACAUAUAAGCAUGUGAAUAUCACUCAAUGUAUUUAAUAAGACUUACGUUUCUUGCGUUAACUUUUUCAUAUCGAUCAUUAAACGCUUCGGAAAAUCACAUAUAAUAAAAUUAUGCACCAGUUAUUUGAAACCCUCGGAUCCCCCCCCCCCUCGGGAAUGAGCGGGGUAAUGCAGGGCCUUUCACUUCAUACUCACUCUAUUUUUGUUCCACGUCAAGCGGGGGAUGUGCUAGAAAUCACGGUCCUCAGUUCCCAGACCAGGGAAUAAGUGCACUCUGUCAUCAGCAGUUUUCAUUUUCGCGCCACAUAGUAACGUAACUUUUAAAACAACCAUUUCUCUUCAAAAGAUAUUAAUUAAGAUUUCAUAUAUCACAAGACAUAGUAGCUGUUACUUUUGGAUAAAUAGUAUUUUGCUUAGAGUAUGACGAUAGUAGCGAAUCCCUACCUGAUAUAAUGUAUGAGAAUAUUGGCCAAAAUUGCUUUAGCACUUACUUUAUUCGAGACCAAAACCGCCUUCUCGUACCAAGGUACGAGUCAAGAUACAUGGAAGAUUCUCUCUCAUAUAUAUAGAGGUGCAUCAUUAUGGAACUUUGUUAACUGCAAUGACAAGGAAGCAUCUUUGGCGCAGAAUUUUAAUGUGUGUAUGUAUGUAUGCAUGUAUGAAUGUCAGUACUCCGCAUCAUUGUAGUUGUCUGUUGUGUUACAUCAGGGGCUAUUUAUACAGGGAAAAAUAAGACACAUCUUCAAUAAGACAUAGACUAUACCAUUUCAGAGCAUAUAAAGUGUGUCUUAUAAAUUAGCCAAGUUGUGGCUUAUUAAAGAUGCAAACUCAUUUUUUGUGCCAUUUAUAUGAGAGGUCCGCAUCUUAUUUUUCUUGUAUUGGUGGCCUUGUUGUUUAUAAAAACUUCAGAAGACUGUAAAGCAUGAGUUUUAAUUUUACAGCUAUAAAUAUAUUUGUAAUCCCUUUUUAUGCUGGCGACAACGAGAAAGGGUUGACAGUUUAAAGGGAGUACUGUGUGUGUGGGUCAUAUUAGAGCAGGGAAGUUCACCAUUCACUUUGGUCCCAGGGAGAGGAAAAUUCAAUUGCUUUUACUUGCUUCAAAAGUGAAUGCCCUGGUCAUCCCUGAGAUUGUGGGGGGUCUGAGGAUUUCAAAUGACUGUUACAUUACUGCAUAAAAUUGAGUGCAAUAUGAUAUAAUCUUUAACUGAGUUUAUUACUUCACUUUUUAGUUUUUAACAAAUGUUUUCAUAGGAGCAUAUUUAUGCAUGAAUGAAGCUUUAGCAUUUUUAAGUUUUAGGUAUCUGUUUAACAGUAUGUUUUACCUGAAUUGCUUAAAUGUGAUCAUAAGAGCAAUGAAUUAUUGUUAUUAUUAUAAUGAGGGCUAGUAAUUAUGGUAAUAAAAAACAAUUAUUAUAAAAUUAUAGUUUUGUAAUAAACUAUCUGUUAAUCAGCUGACAUGGCCGACACUAGUGACUUUGAGUCUGGAACUAUUUUACCCAUAGUUAUUAUUGGCUGAUCCCAUUCUUGAACAUACUUUAAAAAAAUUGUGUGAUAGAGGUUCUUAGGAGAAUCAGUGGCAGGUAGUGGGAUAAACAAGUAUGAAAGGUCAAAAUAGCCAUGUGAAGGGUUGAGGAAAAUGUGGGCACUUUCUGUUCACUGCAUUGUAUCACCAUGAUACCAACAUUAUUGUACCAGCAUUGUACCAAUGAACCAGUACGUAUUGUAAGUUGAUGGUACUGGCCUUAGUACAGUGGACCAUGUUGAAGGACUUGCUGGCUAACAUGAAAAUAAGUAUAGUGAAACCUGUAUUAAGCGGACACCCCCAGGGAAUGCUGUAGUGUCCGCUUAAUACAGGGUGUCCGCCUAAUACAGGUUUCGAUAGAUAGCGUCAUAUGAGAUGUCAAAUGCCAUUCAAAUGAACAGUGGAAAUGUUGAGAAAACUCCCAGAGACUUUGACGAUAUACGUUUUCAUUAAUUUCUCGGAUCUUGUUUACUGUGGGUAAUGUCGACUGAGAUAUCGGUCGACAUAGCGGUCGAUAUAGCGGUCGACAGUCGGUCGAUAUAGCGGUCGACAGUCGGUCGAUAGUCGGUCGACAGUCGGUCGAUAGUCGGUCGAUAGUCGGUCGAUGGUCGGUCGAUAGUCGGUCGAUAGUCGGUCGAUAGUGAGAUAGACUAUCGGCCGAGUAUCGGUCGAUAUUUCGUCGACGCACCUCGACUUACUAUCGGUCAUAUGUCGGUGAUAUAUCGGUCAACUGUCGGUGAUAUAUCGGUCAACUGUCGGUGGUAUAUCAGUCAACUGUCGGUCGUAUAUCGGUGAACUGUCGAUGGUAUAUCGGUCAACUGUCGGUGGUAUAUCGGUCAACUGUCGUUCGAAUAUUAGUCGUGUGUUAAUUUAUCAGGUGAGUCCUAUGGCUUUUUUUUUAAGCAAAGACGUCAUUAAUUACUGUUAUCAUGCGAUGGGGAACAUGUACCAGUGCAAGGCGCGAUUACGCUAUGAAGAGAACCGAAGAGCACUGGGAACUAAGGACAUGAUAACCUUUUUUUUCCAGUUUGUAUCAUCACCGAUCGUCUGAGUUUUAGCUGUUAAACAGAACAUGUCUCAGCCUAAGUUGAAUCUGCUGCUCCUGUGGUCCCGCAAAAAUGUAGGAAAAUUUAGGAAAUGCUAAGUGUCGACUGACCAUCGACCGAGUGUCGACCAAUUACUGACCGACACAUCGGUCAAGUAUCGACCAACUAUCGACCAAGUAUCAGCGAAGUGUCGGCGAAAUGUCGGCGAAAAGUCGGCGAAGUGUCGGUGAACGAAAAGCUAUAUCGGCCGAGACACAUCUGGAACGACUAUCGGCCGUGUCUCGAUCGAGUGUCGACCCACUAUCGACCGACUAUCGACCGCUAUAUCGACCGACUGUCGACCGAGUGUCGACCGACUAUCGACCGAGUGUCGACCGAGUAUCGACCGACUGUCGAUCGAGUGUCGACCGACUAUCGACCGAGUGUCGACCGCUAUAUCGACCGCUAUAUCGACCGAUAUCUCGGUCGACAUUACCCACAGUAAACAAGAUCCAAUUUCUCUAUCAAAGUGGACCAAUUGAUCAUAGUACCAUAAACAUAGAUUGCAACUCAAAUUUGACGAAAUCAGAUGAGUGAAACAAGCUCUAUACAAACAAAACGAAAUAGAAAACAAUGCUGUACUGUGAAAUUACGUGAAAUUAAUCAAAUAAGUUGGUCAAGUCACGUUUUUUAAUGUAAAAAUGAAAAAGUUGUGGGUGACAAUUCGAGGUAAUCUUUCGCAUUUCCGGUGUCUGGCAUGUUGGGUGGUGGAAUUUGGUUACAAGUGUCCGUUUAAUACAGGUUGUUAACAAUAGAAAUGACUAUUUCAGGUACUUUUUAGGUGUCUGCAUCCGCUUAAUAGAGGUGUCCUCUUAAUAAAGGUUUCAUUUAAAGUAAAUAAGAGAAAUAAAUUUUGGAACUUCGGCUUCUGUCCGCUUAAUAGAGGGUGUCCGCUUAAUACGGUGUCCGCUUAAUACAGGUUUCACUGUAGAUAAAAAUGUAUAUUAACUGCUGUCUUUAGAAAUUAAGUUGCAUGCUCCUUUUUUUAUGUUGCAGCUCCCCGUUGCGUGCAAGUCUUGUCCAUGUGGCCAUGUUUUUAUUAGCCGGAAGUUACAUCAAGUGCAAGUUAAAAAAGAGCAAGGUAAUAAGUCAGAAAUUGUAGUGUAGCUGUACUGAAAAUGCCCCCAGCAUUUUUACAGAUCUAAAGAUGAUGGUGACAUUGAAACAAUUCAAAAAAUGUUUUUGCCAAUUAUGUUCUCUAAUGUGCAAUGAGAUUCAAUUUAAUGUUUCUUUUUUCAGGGGAAGGUGUGAAUGGUUCAGAACGAGAUAAAAGACUUCGUCCUGAGAGGCCAAAAAAGGAAAAUCCAGAUUUUGACUAUGAAUUUUCACUUGUCCCAGAAGACCUUGUGGAGCGUAUGAAAACGGAGCAGAUGCCAUGUCCAUUACCUCAGCAAAAUGUUGUCAACUUGGAGAAUGUACAGGAAAAACAAAUAAAUCUUCCCCAGGUAGCUGUGAAAGAAUUGUCAACCACUAACAUUAUUUCAUUUUUGAUGGUGGUCAGAAAUUCAAGUGAAAUUCAAAGGAAAGUUGUCCGUGUAGUGGGCAGUGAUUCAUGAUAGAAUACCCAUCAAAUCUCGGAUGCAGUUACUAAAGGUCCUAGCUUUGAAAAACUCUGGUCAAGCAGCAUUUCAUCUAUUUUAUUUAUUUAUUUAUUUACAUGCUUAGUAACAAACAAAAGGAGUUAACACUCACAGAGCAAGCUCCACUACUAAGUCCAGAAAAAAAAUUGCAAAUAAUAGUAAAAGUAACAAUAAUGACAACACACAGGUAAAAACAAUAGAGAGACAGAAAAUAACAAACAGAAUAAAAACAAACAUCAAUAGAAGAAUCAACACAUUAAUUUGAUCAAGCAAUAUGGUUAAUGGUAGACUUAGGUGCACAUGGCACUUAUACACACACUCUGACAUUGUAUGGGUUUGGGGGUUGUCGACACAAGUAACAGUCUUAUUGAUCCUCAUAUAGUUACAGUAAAUGUUUGGAGAUGGGAUGGUCUUGCGCGGAUAAAAGAAUAUUAGUGAGCUGACGCAACAGGACGGCAGGAAGAAGAAGACGGCAGAACGCUCGUGUGUGACAAACGUGACAAGGCUGUUUCUUUCGUGUUUUGUUGUGAUCUUUACUUAACACUGAUGUUUUCUGGUCUUUUACGAAAAGAUCUGUUUAAAGGAAAGUGAAGUUUGGGGAAAAGUUUUUUCAAACAAAAUUAUUGUCACGCUUGUCACACAAGGUUUGCCAUCUUCUUCCCUCUCCCGUCCUGUUGCGUAAGUUCACUAUUAGUAAAGGCACCUAGACAAGCCUUAACUUAGUCAUAAAUCUAAAAGUUAAUGUCACAUUCAUGAGUGAGUCUCAAAUCUUGUCAAUGUUAAUUUUUUUGUAGCUUCCUCCCACUCUAGAUGGUGUGGUUCUGCCUAAAAAGCGUGGACGUCCCAAAGGAUCGAAAAACAAAGUGAAAACUGAAGUCAGUAGAGAUGUUGUCCCAGCUCAAACUCAGGUACAUUGAUGUCAUAUAUAUUUAUGGACUAUCCAAAAAGUCUUUUUCUAGAAAUUGAAUUAGUGAGUCCCAUCAGCACAUUUCAUAGCCACUAGAUUUCAAUAAUUAUUGGCACAUUGGGUUAGAGCGCGAGCUUCUGUGCGGGAGGUUCUGAGUUAGAUUAAAAUGGGUAAAAAGAGUGCAACGCUGGCCUCAGGUUGCCUAUAGUGCCUAGGCCUCAUCUGUGUGGCUGAAGUGUUUUGGGUCAUGUGGUCCAAGCAUAGUGAAUUGACUGACAGGGACUGGGAAAAUGCCGUACAGGGACUAGGCAAGGCUUCAGGUUCGUCAGGCCAGUGAGUAUACCCUCAUGACUUACCGAUGUAAAACAAGGACCUUUACCUUUUUUCCACAGCCUGUUCCACUGGUUGAAGAUGGAGUUCCAGUCAAACGCAAACGUGGUCGACCAAAAGGCUCCAAGAACAAACCCAAGCCCCAGUCCCUUCUCUCACCAAACAAAUCAGUUCAAAAUAAUGAAGAGGGAGAUGACCAAACAUCAAGUGGCUCAGACAACCGAGAACCUGUGGAUGUCAUGCCCUAUAUCUCACGUGAAAAAGCUGAGAUGUACUCACUUAUAUUGAUGGACAUCAAUCAAAAGAUGAUAUCACAGUCGUGCAUGAAGUUCGUGUAAAAUGGUUGCUGUACAUAGUUAGUACAUUAUUUGUUGUAGUUCAAUUUUAU
This is a messenger RNA of Porites lobata, 6236 nucleotides long. Lineage: Eukaryota; Metazoa; Cnidaria; Anthozoa; Scleractinia; Poritidae. The record is from the annotation of a GenBank genome assembly.